AUGCAGGAGAAUGCAACGGCGCCGUUCCCCGUGUUGGUUCUCCUGCUGAAGACUCCCCCGAGCAGAAGAAUUUCUUUCUUGGCUUCUUCACUUGCGGAGAAAUCAGGCUCCCAGACAUACAUUCAACAUCCAGUCGAUCUGAUAGCAGUUGCCUUUGUCCCUUUCUCUCUUUCUUUCUCUCUCGCUCUCUCUCUCGCUCUCUCUGUCUCUCUUCUCUUUCCCACCCCCGUUUGUUCAUCCCGCAAAACGGCUAGCGCCAUGCUGGACGUAGUCAUUGUUGGAGCCGGCAUAGCUGGCCUCUCGGCUGGCAUCUCUUUCCGCCGCGCGGGCCACCAGGUGCGCAUCUACGAGCGAUCCUCGUUGAGCGACGAGGUCGGCGCCGCCAUCAACGUGCCACCCAACACGUCGAGGUUCCUCACCCGAUGGGGUCUCGACCCGGAAGCUUCGGGCUUCGUCAAGGCCGGGCCUGUCCAGCUCCAGGACCCCUUGACGAUGGAGAUCACGUCGACCGACGCCAACACGGACAACGUGGAGAUGUACGAUGCCGAGCUGUGGUACGCGCACCGCGUGGAUCUGCACGAUACCCUCAAAAGGAUAGCGACCAGUCCAACGGGCCCGGGUGCUCCCGUCACCAUCCAUCCGAACUCGUGCGUCGUUGGAUACAACCCCGAACUGCCGGCCGUGCUCAUGCAGGAUGGCGAGGAGAUCCAAGCCGACUUGGUCGUGGCCGCGGAUGGCAUUCACUCCAUCGCAUGCGAGACGGUUCUCGGCGAGAAGAACCCUCCCGUGCCGCCCGUUCACUAUAACUCGUGUUAUCGAUUUUUGAUCCCCUCCGAGGUCCUCGAGGAAGACCCCGAAACCAAGUUCUGGACCGAGGACGCGGACGGUCUCUUGCGCAUACUCCCCGAUAACAAGACCAGUAGAAGAGUGAUAUCGUACCCGUGCCGCAGGUACGUGUUCCAAGUCAAGCAGAACGGACUAUCCGACUGA
Messenger RNA from Colletotrichum higginsianum IMI 349063, 990 nucleotides. Its product is annotated as FAD binding domain-containing protein. Gene Ontology annotation, molecular function: monooxygenase activity. NCBI's taxonomy places the organism in Eukaryota, Fungi, Ascomycota, Sordariomycetes, Glomerellales, Glomerellaceae. The record is from RefSeq and is a predicted model, not a curated record. The transcript is spliced from 2 exons. Bases 1 to 990 code for a protein of 329 amino acids.